Magallana angulata is the source of this 4625-nucleotide messenger RNA. Its product is annotated as protein O-mannosyl-transferase 1-like. Gene Ontology annotation, biological process: protein O-linked glycosylation via mannose. The transcript is spliced from 33 exons. The record is from RefSeq and is a predicted model, not a curated record. Gene Ontology annotation, cellular component: endoplasmic reticulum; membrane. Gene Ontology annotation, molecular function: nucleotide binding; dolichyl-phosphate-mannose-protein mannosyltransferase activity. NCBI's taxonomy places the organism in Eukaryota, Metazoa, Mollusca, Bivalvia, Ostreida, Ostreidae. The coding region runs from base 175 to 3744 and encodes 1189 amino acids.
AAAUGUCUGCUCCCAUAGAAAAUCAUGACAGUCGUCUGAGUCGAGGACUCAUUUAUCGUGUGUUUAUGAUUUAGCACUACAUUGCCAUAUAUAUAUAUAUGUCACAGUAAAAGAUAUAUGCGAAGUCGCUAAUAUUUCGAACUAUAUUGUAUUCGUAGAUUGUUAAAAGAAAUAAUGGCAACUGCACUAUCAUACUCAAGAGUUAGGUAUCAAAAAUUGAGGAAUUUGUCCAGAUUUUCAAAGAUUUUGCGAUUGCAGUCUUCAAGAUGUUGUCAAGAAAGAGACAACUUGCCUGAGUUUGGGAGCAGUGUCUUGUCAGAGCUGUCCAUGAUUGACCCAGAUCUCGAUGUUGGGAAAAAACUCGCAAACCCUAUUGAACUUCAGAAAAACAUUGAGGCUAGAGGACUAGAAAAUAUAAACAUACAGAAACUGGCAAUAAAGUAUGGUAGAAUGAUGAAGAUUAAACAGGAAAAGGAUGCUUUGGAUCAAGAAAGAAAAAUGUUAAACAAUCAGAUUCAAACAAUGAUUAAAGAAAAGAUUCAAAAUGAGGAAAUUGAAAAUGUCAAAGUUAAAGCUAGGGGUUUGCGAGAACAACAUGAUACAGUAGUGAAAUCCCUACAGGAUGUGCAUCAUGAAGUGAAUUUGAUGGCAUUUGGUCUCCCUAAUACACUCAGCCUCCAGACUCCAGUGGAUAAUGAAGAGGUUCUGGAGGUCUUUGGAUCUACUGAGAUCAAACAGAAAAAAGAUAAUUUCUCUCAUAUUGAAGUUGCUGAGAAGACUGAUUUGAUCAAGUUCAGUUCAGUUGGAGAUCAAGCUUUUUAUUUCACCGGUGAAGCAGCAGAGUUACAACAGCAUCUUCUGUCGUAUUUCUCUACACGGGUUGUGGACCAGGGAUUCAUUCCAAUGAAGACACCUGAUUUUUUCAAAGAUUUUGUCAUUGAAGGCUGUGGAAUCCACAAAGAAAUGACAUACCUGAUGCAUCAGCCCUAUGUGGAUCAAGGAAUACAGUAUUGUGUGUUAGGAACCUCUGAAGCAUCUUUUGCAGCAUAUCUUACAAAGAUGAAUAUUUCCCAGAAAUCUCUGCCCCUUCAGCUCAUGUCAAUGGGUCCCAGCUAUAGUCCAAUGAGAAAGUUGUUGUACCCAGGGCUAUUUUCUGCAGCCCAAACUUCAAAAGUAAACCUGUUAGGAGUUAAUUCCACUUCUGAGGAGAGCUAUUCAACUUUUACAGAACUACAACAACUAAUACUGGAAAUGUACAAACAACUGGAAAUACCACUAAGACUGAUAUUAGUUCCAGCUCAUAAGCUGAAAUUGUCAGAAGAGAUUCGUGCAGAAUUACAGAUAUGGACCCCAAGUUUACAAGAAUAUUUAUCGGUGUAUGGCGAAGUGCUCGAUACGGCCAGGCUGAUAGCAGUGCUGCUGGAACAUGGAUCUCUAGACAAGAAAGCUUGUUAUUCCCUUUUUCCUGGCAUGGAGAUACAGAGCACUACCCCACCUCCAGCAGACAGGCAAAGGGAGAGAGUGACCAGUUUUCAUCCACAAGAUGACAUUCGUCGACUAAUGCCAGAACCUCAGAGAGUGGAGUUUGAAGUGGAUGUUGUUCAGUUUCUGUUGACUCUGGCUGCACUUGGAUCCAGGCUGUGGAUGUUGGGUCACCCUAGGGCUGUAGUAUUUGAUGAACUUCAUUUCGCAAAAUUUGCAUUACUGUACACGAAGAAAAUAUUUUUCUUUGAUGUUCACCCUCCUCUUGGAAAACUCUUGUUAGCCGUGGCAGGAGGUUUUAGUGGUCUAGAGGACAAUGCAGAUUUUGACCAUAUUGGUGCAGGUUACUCGCCUACAUUCCCGGUGUACACAAUGCGGCUUCUUCCUGCAGUGCUGGGCAGUCUAGUGGUUCCGUUAGUGUAUCAGAUUGUGGUGGAGCUCCGCCUGUCUCGAUGGGCAGCCCUUUUGGCGGGACUCUGUGUCAUCUUUGAUAACGCCUUGCUGGUGCAGUCACGGUUUAUGUUGAUGGAGGGCAUGCUGCUGUUCUUCAUGUGUCUCUCACUAUACAGUUACCUCAAGUUCAGAAAUCUAGCUCACAGACAAUUUUCUGUGCAGUGGUUUUUCUGGCUCAGUCUAACAGGUGUCUCUUUCACCUGUAAUCUUAGUAUAAAGUAUGUGGGAUUUUUCACAGCUGCUCUGAUAAUGAUUCAAGUUGCUAAAGAUUACUGGAACUUAUUGGGAGAUGUCACCAAAUCUGAUCUGUGCCUGGUGAAGCACCUGUUUGUCCGUGCCUUUCUCCUUCUGACUGUCCCAGUCCUUGGCUAUGUAUUCAUCUUCUACAUCCAUCUGUCACUCCUGACCAAGGCUGGUCCCCAUGACAACAUCAUGACUAGUGCCUUCCAAGCUAGUCUAGAGGGAGGUUUAGCUGCCCUCACCAAAGGACAGCCCCUCAAUGUGGCCUAUGGCUCCCAGAUCACCCUGAGACACACCCACUCUCUGUCACCUGGAAAACCCUGCUGGCUCCACUCCCAUGCUCAUGUUUAUCCAAUCAGAUAUCCUGAUGGGAGGGGCAGCAGUCAUCAACAGCAAGUCACAUGUUAUGUGUUUAAGGAUAUCAACAACUGGUGGAUUGUUAAGCAUCCCGAUAGAAAUCUGCUAGUGGUAGAUGAGCCUCCUAAGCCAGUCAAGCAUGGAGAUGUGGUACAACUGGUCCAUGGAAUCACCAGCCGCGCCCUCAACAGUCAUGAUGUGGCGGCCCCUUUGACCCCUCAGAACCAGGAGGUGACCUGUUACAUUGACUACAACAUCUCCAUGGCAUCCCAGAACCUGUGGAAAGUGGAGAUUGUCAACAGGAAGUCAGACGAUGAGGCAUGGCAGAUCAUCAACAGUCAUAUCCGCCUCCACCAUCUGGGGACUGGACAGGCACUCAAAUCCACGGGGAAGCAGCUGCCUGACUGGGGGUUCUUCCAGCUGGAGGUGACCACAGACAGAGUCACAGACCAACCAGCCACUGUGUGGAAUGUAGAGGAGCACAGGUACACCAAAAUUCAGGACAAGGAGGGUCAGACUCGAGAUAUCGCCCACUCUGAGAUGAUCCCCACUGAGCCCACGCGCCUGUCCUUCUGGACCAAGUUCCUGGAACUACAGUACAAGAUGUUCAUGGCUAAGGGUGAUGUGGAGAUGGAACACAAGUACAGCUCAGAGCCCAUACAGUGGCCAUUCCUCUCCAAAAACGUGGCUUACUGGAUGAGCCCAAAUAACAAUCAACAGAUCCACCUGAUCGGAAACCCUGUGGUGUGGUACUCAGCCUUCCUGUCCGUGAUUCUCUAUGUAGGAGUGUUCGUCUUCUAUUUAAUGAGGAGGCAGAGGGCCUGUUACGACCUCAGUGAGAGUGAUUGGAGCAACUUUGUGUUUGUGGGAGAAAUUUUGGUUGGAGGCUAUUUACUGCAUUAUCUCCCUUUCUUUUUGACGGAUCGUACCUUGUUUCUUCACAGUUAUCUACCCUGUGUAAUAUACAAAAUACUUGUAAUGGCAGCUCUCACAGAUCACCUGUAUUCCCUGAGUAAAAGGAUCUCCUACAUUCCCAGCCUGCUGACAAUCUUUGUACUCGGUCUGGUGACCUGUGUUGUGUGGGCAUUCUAUAGACUCUCUCCUUUUACCUAUGGUAGCAUAAGUCUGCGGACAGAGGAGAUCCUGGGUCUGAUGUGGAGGGACACCUGGGACUUCCUGAUUCAUGCCACCCCGUCACCACCCCCACAGUAGGGAGGGAGGAGGGGGAAUCAUAAAAUUAAUACCAGGGGCUAGCAAAUUUAAAGAAAUUGGAAAAGAAGAUCAUCAUGUUUGAGAAAUUUAAGAUAAUUUAAAAGAAAAAGAGAGAAAUUAAGAGAAAUUUAAGUAAUAUACCCAAAAGAAAGUGCCAUCUGUAGGAUAUACCUGUAACAAUUAUUGAAGAAUCUCUAUUAAUGCUAGUCAUAUCUUAUACAGGAUGAUUAUACUGAACAGGUAUAUAUAAAGAAAGUAAGUCAUUCGUCAUCCAUUCCUGUAAAAUUCCUGUUUUUGUAAUUGUCGGUUAGCCUAAUGUUGGUUGAUCUAGAAAGAGGAAAAAAUGAUAGUUUUUUAAAAGUGAUUUACUUGGCGUAUACGUAGUUUUUAGAACCUUUUUUUCAUAUCAUACUUUUAAUUUUGAAACCACUAUGAUUUUGCAAAUAAUGUGAUAUAUUGUAUGCGUGUAAGUAUCUUUUUAGUGGUACUAAUUAGCAUUUUAGUUUGAAUUUAAUGUAAAUAAAACCAAAUAGUUUUAGCAUUUAUGGUCAAUGGUUGUAAACAUUUUCUAAUUGAAUUUAUAAUAUUGAUUGAGAUAAUUUAUUUAUUUAUAUUUGAAAGUCAUAUGUUCAAUCUGCAAGUGUCAUUGAUAAUAAAUGGCAGGUGAUACAUUUCAUAAAAAGCAACCAAAUCUGAUAUACUAAUGUGUACAGUUCAACUUUACCCUAAUUAUCCUAAAAUAUUUACAUGUGUGAAUUAUAAUUAAAUUCUGUUUAACAAAAUAUAAUAAUAAUUCCAUUUUUUACACAAAUAUUUUUUUUUUGCUAUGCAACGUUCACUUGUAAGUUUCUUAGAAAAAAAAUAAAACUUUUAAAAAGUUC